Molecule: messenger RNA, 180 nt
Organism: Dovyalis caffra
Lineage: Eukaryota; Viridiplantae; Streptophyta; Magnoliopsida; Malpighiales; Salicaceae
Source: the annotation of a GenBank genome assembly
AUGACCUCCCGCCUCUGUUUGCACCGGGACUAUUUAUUUUUGCUCGGCACGUCCGUUAAUGAGUUUUUCGGUCCUUUCAUCAUUCCGCCACUUCUAUUCUCCCGGUUUUGUGUAGCUCCGACUUCGGCAUCCGCCUCUAACCGAGAGGUCGCUUUUGGUUCCGUCCGGCUUCCUCUACUC